Anopheles darlingi is the source of this 1422-nucleotide messenger RNA. RefSeq names its product zinc finger MYND domain-containing protein 10 homolog (gene Zmynd10). Gene Ontology annotation, biological process: outer dynein arm assembly; motile cilium assembly; inner dynein arm assembly. The record is from RefSeq and is a predicted model, not a curated record. Gene Ontology annotation, cellular component: cytoplasm; centriolar satellite. NCBI's taxonomy places the organism in Eukaryota, Metazoa, Arthropoda, Insecta, Diptera, Culicidae. Bases 1 to 1362 code for a protein of 453 amino acids. The transcript is spliced from 3 exons.
AUGUCCUCGUAUCCCUGUGCCGUGUUUCCGGAUGAAAUAGACCUCUACAUCUCCUUACCGGAGUGGCGUCCCGUCCCCCUUGUUUGCCGCAGGUGGAUCGAUCAGCACAACGUACUGGUGAAACUUUGCCAGCAGGCGUACAUCGAAGCCUCGACCAAGCAGGAAGAAGUCGUCAAAGAUCGUCUUCUGCUCGAGGACAAGCUUACCGUGCUGAUCCGGGAAGCAUUCAGUGUGGUCCUGUGGCGCGAAGAAGUCUUGCCUCGACUGCUUGCAUUGAAAAACCCAGACACCACCAUCCUGCUGUACAGCGUGUUCUACCACGAGGCGAACGUUGCGUCUCUGCUCGAAACAAUCCUCUAUCAUGCGCCCACGGUAGAAGCGUUGGGUAGUGAGGCCACCGAUUUGGUCGAUUAUUGCGCCGGUGCCAUCGGCCGGUUGAUUGGGCUGCUCGCCAAUGGCUACAAUGAUCGCGAAGAUGAUCCACCACCGACCGAGCUGCUGAACGAGUCGACCAAGGACGAGGUAGUGAGGAUGCAGUGUGGCAUGGAGUUCCGUGUCGGCAUGAAGUGUCUCGUUAUCGCGUCCUACCUUAUCAAUGAGCUAGAUCGACUUUCGUUCAGUGUCGGCACCCGGCUCGUACGAGUCCACGAUUUCCCUUGUCUACUGGCGGAGGUGCUCCACUCGAAACCCUGGCUGCGCCGAAAUCGUUCCGGUGUGUUUGAGAAGUACCGUCAAGACACCUGGACGCAGGUACACGGCGAAAACGUACUGACCGUCUGCGAGAGUGAAGCGCAAACGUGGUUCGCUCUGCACAAACUGCUGUUCAAUGAGCAGUUGAUGCGUUGCUACGAAAUCAAUAGCUACCGCCAGCGUACGAUUGGCAAAUGUGUUGGUUUGCUCAAUGAACACGUUCUCGAUCAGCUGCCACCAUUGGCGGUACUGAAGCAGCACCUAUGCACGCUGCAGAUAGCAUCAACGGACGGUGCGACAUCUAGCGCUCCAACCUUCCUGCUCGAGGAGCUACCGGAAGUACGAGAUUCGCUGGCAAAGCGCAUGAAUCAUACCGGGCUGGACAAGAUCGUUGAGCUACACCGUAAAUUGUUUAUCGAUCUGGAACCGCACCAAGUGACCGAGAUGGCCAGCAAGCUGAAUGCGGCCUACAACUUGGAUCGCAUCGAAGAGCACCUUCCCGAGGUGAAGCCAGAGGGGAACGCUGGAGCGAUCAAAGUGUGCGGUUCGUGUGGAUCGUCGGCAAUCAAAAAGUGCUCCAAAUGCCUAAACGUUUACUAUUGCUCUCGCGAGUGUCAGGUGCGUGAUUGGCCGGAACAUAAGGAGCUGUGUCAUCAGCUGAGAGUUAACUAGAAAAUCGUAGGCGAGAUGUAAUGUGUGUUUGGAAAGGGCAAUCCCUUCAUCUUCAUUUAG